Messenger RNA from Ogataea haglerorum, 1080 nucleotides. RefSeq lists its product as uncharacterized. The coding region runs from base 1 to 1080 and encodes 359 amino acids. NCBI's taxonomy places the organism in Eukaryota, Fungi, Ascomycota, Pichiomycetes, Pichiales, Pichiaceae. The record is from RefSeq and is a predicted model, not a curated record. The transcript has a single exon. Gene Ontology annotation, molecular function: D-amino-acid oxidase activity; FAD binding.
AUGAAAGAGCGGAUUGUUGUGAUUGGAGCAGGCGUGAUUGGGCUCACGACGGCGCUGACGCUCUCUCGGCGCGGGUACUUGGUUUCCCUAGUGGCGAAGGAGCUGCCUGGCGACGAGGCGCGGUUCUACACGAGCCCGUACGCGGGGGCGUUCUUCUACCACCUGGACUCGCUGGCCAGCAAAGGCUGGCUGGCGCAGCUGCAGGACAUUGCGUCGUACUACGAGUUUCUGCGCGUUGCCCAGGAGCCCGGCUCGGGCGUAGCGGAGCGCGUCGCCGAGGUGUACGUGCCGCGGAUGUCGAUGACGGAGACAGGCUACGACGGGCCGUGGUUCAAGGACGUGGUGAGAAAUUACGAGGUGAUCGACCCCAAGGAGUACCCCGCGGGCGCGGCCGGCGACGACAUUGUUUUUGCGUUCAGAUAUACGGGAUUCACCAUCAAUCCGGUGCAGUAUCUGCACUAUUUGCUGUAUCGGUGCGCCCAGAGCGGCGUUAACUAUGUCAGGCGCACGGUGGGCAGUAUGGAGGAGGCCAAGACGCUGUUUCUGGACGGGGACGACUUUGUGGAGGCCGAUCUGGUCGUCAAUUGCGCGGGGAUCCACGGGUUUGACCUCAACAGCGCGGAUAAGGAGAACCGGCUCCCUGUCAAGGGCCAGACGCUGCUGGUGGAGAACGUGGCGCGCAAGCUGAUCAUAGUCGAGGCGAUGGAUGCGGCGCAUGCUUCGGAAUCGCUCUACGUGGUUCCGCGGGCCGGUUACGGGACGCUGCUGACGGGGACGUAUCUGUACCACGACGACUCGCCCGACGUCGAUGCGGGAUUGACUGAGAGAAUAAGAAAGCGGGCUCUGCGGUAUGCGCCGGAACUUGUGGACCCGGGCUUCAUGAAGAAUCCAGAGCAGCUGGUCGAGGUGCGCCAGUUUGUCGGUAUCCGUCCGGGCAGGCAGGGCGGAGUCAACGUGUCCAGAGACGGCUGGCGGAUCCACAACUACGGCUCGGCCCACUCGGGCUACCAGAACUCGUACGGGCUGGCCAACCGGGUUGUCCGUCUGGUGCAGGAGCGGGCACUGAAAAGCAGACUGUGA